UCCGGUCCGAUCGUGAGAUGGGCACGAGAGGGAGUGAAAGUUUGGAGACAAGAAGGAGAAGCUGCAGCUGUCUUUGGGCUUUGGUCUGGACGCGCUUUUACUGCAGCCUGCAGGAGCUCACAGCCUCAGGAGGGACAAAGAAACUCCAACCAAAAUAUGGCCACCCAGUGCUUGCCCUGCUGCACUGUCAUACUGUUAGUGCUAUUAGAACUGGCUGUUGCCCAGUAUGAACACCUCGGGUACCCUCCGGGGUACCCCGAACCUGAACAGGAGCAGUACACCGCCCCGCAGCUGUCAGCAGACACGCCAAGGAUUCAGCUCCGAUUGGCGGGAGAUAAGAGGAAACACAAUGAGGGUCGCGUAGAAGUUUUCUACAACAAUGAAUGGGGCACUGUCUGCGAUGAUGACUUCACUAUCCAUGCAGCCCAGGUGGUGUGCAGGGAGCUGGGCUACCUGGAAGCCAUCUCAUGGUCACCAUCCUCAAAAUAUGGGAAAGGACAAGGACCCAUCUGGUUUGACAAUCUCCACUGCACUGGCAAAGAAAAGACCUUGGCGCUGUGUCCCUCCAAUGGAAUUGGUGUUUCAGACUGCAAACACAGUGAAGAUGUAGGCGUUGUGUGCAGUGACAAGAGAAUCCCUGGAUUUAAAUUUGUCAACACCCUGCCCAACCAUGUGGAGAGCCUCGACAUUCAAGUGGAGGACGUGCGUAUACGAGCCAUCCUGUCAUCAUACCGAAAGCGGAUCCCUGUAACAGAGGGCUAUGUGGAGGUCAAGGAUGGUGGAAAAUGGAAGCAGAUUUGUAACACAGAGUGGACCCAGCUUAAUGGCAGAGUCAUCUGUGGCAUGUUUGGCUUCCCCGGGGAGAGGAAGUACAAUGCCAGAGUUUACAAGAUGUUUGCUCGCCGGAGAAAGCCCACAUACUGGGACUAUUCUGUGAACUGCACUGGCAAUGAAGCCCAUUUGUCCAGCUGUAAACUGGGCCAGGCUUCAUCACUGAAGUCCAAUGAGACCUGUGCUGGAGGGUUGCCUGUUGUGGUGAGCUGUGUGCCCGGCAGAGACUUUGCUCCAACGCCAAUGACGGGAUUCAGGAAGGCCUUCAGACAGGAGCAACCACUGGUUCGUCUUCGUGGUGGGGCCAUCGUAGGCGAGGGCCGAGUGGAGGUGUUGAAAAAUGGAGAGUGGGGCACCAUAUGUGAUGAUAACUGGAACCUGCUGUCUGCCACCGUGGUGUGUCGAGAGCUGGGCUUCGGUACAGCCAUAGAGGCCUUGUCUGGAGGUCGCCUGGGACAAGGUAUGGGCCCUGUGCAUAUGAAUGAGGUGGAGUGCUCUGGAUUUGAGAAGUCCAUCACAGAGUGCUUCUUCAACAAGGAGGCUAUUGGUUGCAGCCAUGAGGAGGAUGCAGCCGUUAGAUGUAACGUUCCUGCUAUGGGUUUCCAGGAGUCGCUGCGCCUGAGUGGAGGUCGUAACCCCUAUGAGGGCCGUGUGGAAGUGCUGAUGGAGAGGAACGGUUCUCUGGUGUGGGGGACGGUGUGCAGUGAAGGCUGGGGAACCAUGGAGGCCAUGGUGGUUUGCAGACAGCUGGGCCUGGGCUUCGCCAGCAACGCUUUCCAGGAGACUUGGUAUUGGCCAGGAGAGGUGACUGCUGACGCUGUGGUGAUGAGUGGCGUUCGCUGCUCUGGUACUGAGAUGUCGCUGUCCCACUGCCUGCACCACGGAGCCCACCUCAGCUGCCCUAGGGGAGGCGGACGCAAUGCCGCUGGAGUCUCCUGCUCUGAGACGGCCCCUGACCUGGUGUUGAACCCUCAGGUGGUGGAGCAGACCACCUACAUGGAGGACAGGCCCAUGUUCAUGCUACAGUGUGCGUUUGAAGAGAAUUGUCUGUCCUCCACCUCCAGCCAGGCGCCGGCCAACUCCUAUCGCCGCCUGUUGCGCUUCUCAUCCCAGAUCCACAACAACGGCCAGUCUGACUUCCGGCCCAAAGCUGGCAGGCACUCCUGGGUGUGGCACGACUGUCACAGGCAUUAUCACAGCAUGGAGGUGUUUACGCUCUAUGACCUGUUUAGCCUCAAUGGAACCAAAGUGGCAGAAGGACACAAAGCAAGUUUUUGUCUGGAGGACUCAGAGUGUGAUGAAGGUAUUGAAAAGAGGUACGAAUGUGCUAACUUUGGAGAUCAGGGGAUCACUGUGGGCUGCUGGGAUACCUACAGGCACGACAUCGACUGCCAGUGGAUUGACAUAACUGAACUCAAACCCGGAGAUUACAUUUUCCAGAUAGUAAUUAACCCAAACUAUGAGGUACCGGAGACAGACUACUCAAAUAACAUACUGAAAUGCAGAUGUCGAUAUGAUGGCCAUCGUGUGUGGAUGUACAGCUGCCAUAAUGGUGGCUCAUUAAGCAUCGAAACAGAACAGACGUUCCCAGGGCUCCUCAACAACCAGGUGACCCACAGGUAAAGACAAAGCAGAGGAGAUGAGUCGACUGGCAGUCACCCUUCCUGCAGGAAGGCCAUCUGAAACCCACCAACCACUCCGCAUCUCCAUCUGUGGUGGAUUCCCCCUGUCAACCCUGCCCUGGUCAAACUAUCUUGUUACAUUUUCCCUUCUAUUAGGAAGAGCCCUCCUUCCCCCACGGCUGAAAAAGUAUUGUUUUCCCCCUCCUGUCCAAAGAGAGGCAGGUACAGCCUUACCAACACUUCCAUGUUAAGAACAAGGCCUGCCGGGAAGUGGCAGGUAUUUUACACAAGCUGCAGUAUUGGGGAAUGUCAUCAGGACUGUGUCUUCUUUGAAGUGCAGCACUUUAACAGAACCCUGCUGCAACACUUUUUGUUCAAAGCUUCCCCGUCAGUGGCAGGUCGCCUGAGGAUUGAGAGGAACCAUGGAUAACAAUAGCAGUGGUCUGUCUUUGGAAAUAAAGUCAGUGUUCUUCCACUUUUAAUAAAGUUCCUCUUACACACAUACACUGAGUUUAUGUUCCACAGACAAACUGAGCAUUUCUGUUGCAUGUCAGUUAUUCAAGCUGAAGUUUCACAUCUUAAUUGAGGAGUUUACAAAUCAAGUUGCGGCACAAACAAGUCCUCAAAAAGCAAACAGCCCAUUCAUCACAAAUUGCAAGUGCUAACUGCUUGAUUCAGCUGUAAAAUGAAUCCAGCAAGGCUGAACUAUCACGUACUGAGACGCCUCAGAGUGCCCCAAAGCUAAAUAACUGGAGCAUAUAUUCUCUCAAAUUGCUCUACAUGAACAAGGACUGUAGUCUUUGCAUCAAAUCUGAUUAGGCCACAUUUCAAAGAGGAGUCACACUAGGCCUAUAAUCCUUUGUGGGCAUUGGUGUCCCAAUGUGUGUUGGAAGCAAUCUCAGUUAGUCCAGAAAUCAUUUAAGCAAAUUUUACCCACAGAUUUACCUAUAAUUUACACUAUAGUAUGCAUUACCUAAGAGGUUUUAGUUUUGACCAGCACUGAUAGUAGUUUUCCAGUUACUGUGCAAAAUUGACAACAACAAAAAAAAAUAAAAAAUAAAUACUGAUUUAGAACUGGGUUAUGUCCUCCCUUUGGUAAGUUUGAGAUUGAUGUCAGCUUCCAGACACUGUCUUGUUCUGAUAUAUCCAUAACUCUUUUUAUGAUAUGUAGCAAUAUUUUGCUUUUGAAGCUAAUAUAUCUACGUUUUUUCUCUCCCCAUUCAGUGCCUUUAUAAAAUACUCACAUUCAUUACACCCACCAUCUUUAAAGACCAAUUUAAUACCACCUAGAAAUCUAGUUUUUUAUAACUUAAAGUCCAGCCGAAAAUAAAUUGCCUGCUUUACAGCCUACCGAUCCACUCUGUAGGUUCCUGUUUUAUAGUCUGCUUUUAGGACGACAUAGCCAGUCUGUGCCAUUGGUUCUUUGUCUUGUCUUCUGUCAUCUAACUGCACAAAGGCCUGGUCACAGCAGCAUUUAAAACAGCUCCAUUUUGCUGCAGUUUCCAAUCAUUCCAAUUAAAUCAUUGUAAUUAGUGUAUCCUUUUGCUUGUGCAAAGUAGAUGAGUGCAAAUUGUGCAAAAGCUAUCGUUGCUAAUCAGCUGUGUUGCACCAUCAACUUUUAUUUAAUCUGCUCUGUUAGAGUAAAACUGUUACACAAAAGAGGAGACAUUUAUGAGACAGGAAGUGAUGGUAGGCCUACAAAUGUGUCUUUCGAAAAAACUGUGUGAAGUUUUUAUCCUGCUUAUGAUCGAGCUAAGCUAACAAGAUUUUGAGUUUGACAACUGAUCCUUUGCAAGUUUCUGGGGAACAUAGGACCCUGUGUCAAGUUCCCAUUAUGUACUAUAUAAAUCUGGGAAACAAAGAACCUUGUAAACAUAGGAGUCUUGGUGAGUACAUAUGUAGGUCUAGGGAACAAAGGACCCUGGGAACAUGGACUCAGGGAGCACUGGAAUUACCCUACUAGCACCAGCCCAGAUAGCUAGUGCUUUAAUGUCUCACCAGGCAACCACAGCAAUUUACCAACUAGCCCUGAUACUAUAGUCACUACAUCACUACUAGAGCCAAAUAUUAUGCAAAGCCACAUGAAUAUAUUUUGCUGUACCAUUUUCUAGUUGUGACCAGGCCUUAAAGCAGAAACGCACUGUUGUAUCAGAGGCUGAGUAACAGCCAGAUAGCAGUCUGAGACACAACAUAAAAGAGGACAAACUUUGAACCAUUUCACAUUAACUUUCAAGCUAUCUUAUUCUAAUAUCUUCUUCAUAUCUACUGUACAAGAAGGUAGCUUAACUUAGCUGAAAGAGCUACCAACCAUUGCGGGGUAGAUAGCUAAUUAGCUAGUCAGCUGUAGCACAUGGUAGGCUACCAGCAACACUGCCAACAAAUUUCUGUCUGACCUUUGCUUGUAAGCUAGCAGUCAAAGACACGCACUCAUAGUGUUGAAGGCUUAAGAGGUUUUUUAAUGUUUGUCAAAAGGGCCAUUUUCUUCCUUUGAAUAAUAAAAAUAUCAGUGAUUCAUUGAAAAAUUGCUCUGAACUUUUCUUUAAGACACAUGAGUGUAUGUGUUACUGAAAUGUGUCUUAAGUCUUCCACAGCCAGUGGCACGCUGUUGGUUCUACAGGAGGAUCAUAGAACUGUUCCACAGUAUCAUGCUUUCACAUACAGAAAGGUUUCAGCUGUUAUUUGUUGCCUUUACAAGGAAACACAAGAGCACAGGUAUCAUCCUCUCAGAGAAAGCUCAUGGAAUAGCGUUUCUCCCCGUUAAGAGUUGCAGAUAUUAGUUACUGUUACUGAAGUUAGGGUUUUUUUUUUUUUUUUACAGUUUUAUUCCUCGUUUUAAAAUAAUAUGUUACGUACAAUAAUGUGUGUGUGAAUCCUGUUUUAUUGUACUUUUUUAUAAUGGUGCUAUCAAACUGGUCCUCUGUUUUCUGAGGGUGCAGUACGUGUUGAACAGCUACAUUAUGUAUACUAACAGUAUACUUGAACUGAGAAAUAAAUUGCUUUGUGUGUUAAACUAUAAUAAAGGUCUGAGUUACGGAGCAACCAAAUCUUUGCUGUUAAAUGUUGUUUCUAUUCAUUUUUUCCUCACCAUAUUUAUAUUUUGCGCGUCACCCUGCUUCACAUAUUUUCCAUUACAAAAACUGUAAUUCGCAGCUGCUGUUUGCAGGCAUUUUGUUUAAGUUUGAUAUUUGAUACGUGAACAUCAGUUAUCUUAAACAACCUUCCCUCCUCUGCACUGAAACCACUGUGCAACACUAAAGAAACAGAUUACAGCACAGACUUGAGUGACUUGAGCUCAGCACACUACCAUCAGCUGGUGUCUUUGAAACAGGCUGUGAGCUGAAAGAGUCUCUUUCUUGUUGCACUCGAUUUCCCACGAGUGUUUCUUUUUUUCCACAUAUGUUUACCUGAGGUAGGAGAAACAAUCAGUCACCUCUGGCAGCAUUUACACUGCAGCAGCUGUGAUUUUUUUUAACCCCUUCUGUUUCUGACUUCAUUUAUGCACACCCUAAAAGAGUCUCACACAGUGGUUGUAAAUAAGAACUUUCCUUCCAAAAUAGAUUCCAUAAUCCAAAUAGUAAAAAUGGAAUAUGGGCAUUAUUUUUAUUAACUAAAUUUAAGCAACUAAACAAGCAGUGACCAGUUAUCACAUAAUGCAAAGCUGAAACUUGCAUACACAUUCAUUUGCUACUUUGACAGAGGUGAGUUAUAACUAAG
Molecule: messenger RNA, 6167 nt
Organism: Epinephelus fuscoguttatus (brown-marbled grouper)
Lineage: Eukaryota; Metazoa; Chordata; Actinopteri; Perciformes; Serranidae
Gene: loxl2b
Product: lysyl oxidase-like 2b
Exons: 14
Coding region: 157-2454 (765 amino acids)
Biological process (GO): peptidyl-lysine oxidation; sprouting angiogenesis
Cellular component (GO): membrane
Molecular function (GO): copper ion binding; protein-lysine 6-oxidase activity
Source: RefSeq, a predicted model, not a curated record